CCCGAGAGUGCGCGACGGUUUCCGGUUUCCGUGACGCUCCUGAGGCAAGAUGGCGUCGGGCAGCGGGACUAAAAACCUGGACUUCCGCAGGAAGUGGGACAAAGAUGAGUAUGAAAAGCUUGCAGAGAAACGGCUCACGGAAGAGAGAGAGAAGAAAGAUGGCAAGCCACUACAGCCCGUCAAGCGGGAGCUUCUUCGGCACCGGGACUACAAGGUGGACCUGGAAUCCAAACUGGGGAAAACCAUCGUUAUCACCAAAACAACUCCUCAGUCUGAAAUGGGCGGGUAUUACUGUAACGUCUGCGACUGUGUAGUGAAAGAUUCCAUCAACUUCUUGGAUCAUAUCAAUGGCAAAAAACAUCAGAGGAACCUGGGCAUGUCGAUGAGAGUGGAGCGCUCGACGCUGGAUCAAGUGAAGAAGCGCUUUGAAGUGAACAAGAAGAAGAUGGAGGAGAAGCAGAAGGAUUACGACUUUGAGGAGAGGAUGAAAGAGCUCCGGGAAGAGGAGGAAAAGGCCAAAGCCUACAAGAAAGAAAAACAGAGGGAGAAGAAGAGGAGGGCAGAGGAAGACUUGACGUUCGAGGAGGACGACGAAAUGGCGGCCGUGAUGGGCUUCUCUGGGUUCGGCUCGACCAAGAAGAGCCACUGAGCAGCCCUGGACUUUUCCUCUAGACAGAGCUUGUUCCUGCCCAGGUCACACUUGAAAAGCCUUGGACGAUUUUGCAGGGAAUUUCUACCUAGAUGCCCAGAUAGGCAGUGGCAUUGGGAGUUGGGGAGGAAUUCCAGACCCCUCCUGCGUGAGGCCAGCUGUGCCCGCCUCAGCCGUAGCACCCUCUUCCCUGCAAAGAUAGCAUCACACUUGCCUGUACGGUGGUAAACCUCAGUAUCCAAUAAACGACUUUUAAAUUGGCAUCCUCCUUCCCCCGAAGUCCUUACAGUGCUUUGGGGGGAGGGGUCAACCUGUUGCCAUUCUUCCUUUCUUUGAAAUCUCUUCGUUGACCAUGAACUUGCUGCCGUUUUUUCUUCUGGCACCCUGCUCCCCCGGGGGCCCCCUCCCCUUUCCUGCCUGCUUCUCACUUUGUGUUGUGUGGCCUUGUGUGCACGAGAGACAUUCUUCUGCAGAUCUUUUUCUAUUAAUAAACAGAUAAAA
Gekko japonicus is the source of this 1150-nucleotide messenger RNA. RefSeq names its product zinc finger, matrin-type 2 (gene ZMAT2). The coding region runs from base 50 to 649 and encodes 199 amino acids. The record is from RefSeq and is a predicted model, not a curated record. Gene Ontology annotation, molecular function: zinc ion binding; nucleic acid binding. Gene Ontology annotation, cellular component: spliceosomal complex; U4/U6 x U5 tri-snRNP complex. The transcript is spliced from 6 exons. Gene Ontology annotation, biological process: mRNA splicing, via spliceosome. NCBI's taxonomy places the organism in Eukaryota, Metazoa, Chordata, Lepidosauria, Squamata, Gekkonidae.